Colletotrichum higginsianum IMI 349063 is the source of this 1278-nucleotide messenger RNA. Its product is annotated as LEM3 family/CDC50 family protein. The transcript is spliced from 7 exons. Lineage: Eukaryota; Fungi; Ascomycota; Sordariomycetes; Glomerellales; Glomerellaceae. The record is from RefSeq and is a predicted model, not a curated record. Gene Ontology annotation, cellular component: plasma membrane; Golgi apparatus; endoplasmic reticulum. Bases 1 to 1278 code for a protein of 425 amino acids.
AUGCCCGAACCAUCGCCUGGUGUCAACCACGCUGACUCCAUCGACCCGCAACAUGAUACAGGGAAGAAGGACGACAAGAAGAAGAGCCGCCGACCGGCAACGUUUGAAGGCAUGGCAACCAAUCUUGACACCCAAAACUGUCUUGCCUCUGUUCUUCAUUAUCGGCAUCAUAUUCGCUCCCAUCGGUGGAUUGUUACUCUACGCAAGUUCGAAAGUAGGUUUCGCACUUUCUUAGUUCUGGAGCGAUCGCUCACCAAUGCGCCCGUCAAGGAGAUUCGGAUCGAUUACACCAACUGCCUUACUGAAGCGACAGAGAACCUCGAGGCCAUGGACUCAAAGUACAUUAGCACUGCGUUCAGUAGCGAUGCCCAGACAAAGAACGCUCUGUGGGCUGUAAGGGACAUCGAAGUCAAAGACGGACCGAUCACCUACCCGGCGAAGCAAUGCACAAUUCAAUUCUAUAUCCCCGAGCCGAUGGGACCCCCGGUGUUGUUCUACUAUCACCUUACAAACUUCUACCAGAAUCACCGGCGAUACGUCGCGUCCUUUUACGACAAGCAGCUCAAGGGCAAUGCGGAAUCCGCCAGCAAUGUCAACAGCUCCUCCUGCGAGCCCCUCGAGUGGGAUUCGGAAGCCCAGAAGCCUUACUAUCCCUGUGGUUUGAUUGCAAACUCCAUGUUCAACGACACAUUCACCUCGCCCCGCUGGUUGCAGGGGGACUCGAUAUACCCGAUGUCAACUGAGGAGAACAUCGCCUGGGCGUCCGAUUCCGACCUUUACGGCAAAACCCAGUACAACCCCGAAGAUAUUGUGCCGCCGCCGAACUGGAGAGUCCGCUACCCGAACUACACCGCUGAUCACCUUCCGCCGGACAUCUCCAAGUGGCCUGCUUUCCAGGUUUGGAUGAGAACCGCUGGAUUGCCGACUUUCAGCAAGUUGUACCAGCGGAACGACGACGAGAGCAUGGUGACAGGUAAUUACGAAGUCAACAUCACGGACAAUUUCCCAACAACGGAGUACAAGGGAACCAAGUCAAUUGUCAUCACCACGCGUACAAUCAUGGGCGGUAGAAACCCUUUCCUUGGAAUUGCAUACGUCGUCGUCGGUGGCAUGUGCAUUCUUCUAGGCGUUGUCUUCACAGUCACCCAUCUUAUCAAGCCGAGAAAGCUGGGCGACCACACCUAUCUUUCAUGGAAUAACGCGCCCGGGUCCAAGCAGGGCGCCGGUGCCAGCUCAGCAGUGGCAUCAGGUCGCGACGCACGACCCGGCGAUGCCUAG